Messenger RNA from Staurois parvus, 313 nucleotides. The record is from the annotation of a GenBank genome assembly. Lineage: Eukaryota; Metazoa; Chordata; Amphibia; Anura; Ranidae.
CAAAAAAAAACCCCAGGAAAGCAUGAUCCAAUUUGCUCUUGCUGGAAAACAAAUUCCUUCCUGAUCCCCCGAGAGGCAAUUGGAUAUUCCCUGGAUCAGCUUUACCUAUAAAUCAUCCCCUGAACCAGGGGUGGACUGACAACUCAUGGGGCCCCCGGGCAAUAGGGGAUCAUGGGGCCCCUGUGUCCUUGCCCAAAACUCAAAAAAGCCUAUGAAAAAGGUACCAGGGGCAUCUCAUGGGGCCCCCUACUGACCCCGGGCCCGAGUUUCCAUAUGGUCAGUCCGCCCCUGCCCUGAACUCUCCCUAAUGUUU